Molecule: messenger RNA, 1838 nt
Organism: Centropristis striata (black sea bass)
Lineage: Eukaryota; Metazoa; Chordata; Actinopteri; Perciformes; Serranidae
Product: Fc receptor-like protein 5
Exons: 14
Coding region: 1-1791 (596 amino acids)
Biological process (GO): cell surface receptor signaling pathway
Molecular function (GO): transmembrane signaling receptor activity
Source: RefSeq, a predicted model, not a curated record
AUGGGACACACUUUGCUUGGUGUGCUGGGCUUUUUCUCGUUGAAUAUUCUCUUCUACUGCGGACAUGCUCAAGACGUUUUGCUGACCAUUGAGCCAAACUGGUCCACUGUAUUUACUGGAGAGUCUGUUACCUUUAUGUGUGACACGAGGGGAGAAAAAGGUGACAACUGGUAUUACUCAAUCUACAGGGGUGAUCAAGAAUUUAUCACAAACAACGACAGGAAGAAUCAUACAGAACAACUCCUAACUACAGGCUUCAGCGGUGAAUACCAGUGCCGUGCUCACAUUAGGGGCUCAACAAUAAGGAGUAAUAAAGUCUCUCUAACUGUAUCAGACAAAGAUGUGAUCCUGGAAACUCCUGCGUCCUCUCUGUUUGAAGGAGAAUCAGUGACUCUGGGCUGUCGGCAUCGUGACCCAACAAAGAAUAAGAACGCUGUUUUCUACAAAGACGGAUCUGCUGUUGAAAUGGACACAAACCUUCAGUCACAGAUGAUGAAAAACACAGUUCAAGUGAUAUCAAACAGGAGCUCAAGUUACAUGUGUAAAUUUGGGGAUGAAGAAUCUGAACCAAUACAACUGAAAAUGGAACAACCUGAACCUGUCCUCACUGUGUCUCCAUCAUGGCUGAGUCCUGGAGACUCAGUGACUCUGAACUGCAGAGUUAAACAUCCAUCAGCAGGAUGGAGGUUCUCCUGGUAUAAGGCUGUUCCCAAACCAUCAGACAACUCCUACAGCUAUGAGCUGCUACCUGACAGCACCACUGGGACUGAACAGGAUUCUUACAUCGUCCAUGGACAAACACACACAGCAGGAUAUGUGUGCAGAGCUGGAAGAGGAGAUCCAGUUUAUCACACUGAUUACAGUCAACCUCAGUUUGUCUGGUCUGGAGAUUUUGGUUCCUCAGCGUCUCUCACAGUGAGUCCUGACAGAGUGCAACACUUCACCUCUGACUCUGUGUCACUGAGCUGUGAGGGAAACUCUACUGAGUGGAGAGUGAGGAGGUUUACUGAUGGCUACCUGUCAAACUGCUCCAUCUGGGGGACAAUGACUGGACCCACAUGCAAAGUGGAUAAAUACUUGUCAAGUGGAGUGUACUGGUGUGAAUCUGGAACAGGAGAGUUCAGCAAUGCCGUCAACAUCACCCUCACAUACGAGAAUAUCAUCCUGCUGAGUCCUGUCCGUCCUGUGACUGAAGGACGUUCUGUCACUCUCGGCUGCAAGCUGAAGACACAAAAUUAUAUUUAUAAUGUGGUUUUCUAUAAAAAUGGCAAAAUCAUCCAAAAUGACACGAGAGGAGAGCUGAUUAUCUCUGCAGUGUCAAAGUCUGAUGAAGGCUUUUAUAACUGUAAAGGAGAUAAUUCACCACAAGGCUGGAGUGUGACGUCACGAGAGAGCUGGAUGUCAGUAAAAUCAGCGUCCAGGCCUGAAAACAACCCUCCAUUUCCUGUGCUGUUGGUUGUUGGGCUGGUUGGUGGAGUUUUACUGAUUAUUCUCCUGCUGCUGUUUCUGUUGCUGUGUUGUUACAGAAAGUCAAAAGACUCCUGCUUUAACAGGUCUCAGAGAUCCAAUCAGAGCCCUGCUACAGACCAGGAUGGAUCUCAACACACAGGAUGUGCCUCUACUCUUCAAGGUGAUGUUUGCCACUAUGAAUCAAUCAAAGACAUAAAUGAAACUGAAAAUGAUAAAUCCAGGGAUGCAACCUAUUCUGUGAUUGAACUUAAAAACAUGAGGAAGGAUGAUGAAGCCCACCAGAACGCUCUUUACUGUGGAGAUGGCAUCAGCUGCAGAUGAUAACCUGACGUAUGCCCAGGUACACACCAAAAUGAACGCAGAGAAAG